Messenger RNA from Enterobius vermicularis (human pinworm), 492 nucleotides. The record is from the annotation of a GenBank genome assembly. NCBI's taxonomy places the organism in Eukaryota, Metazoa, Nematoda, Chromadorea, Rhabditida, Oxyuridae.
AUGGCAGCUUAUAGCGACACUUCAGCUGCACAAGUUGAAAGUGGUGGUGGUGAUGAUGAAAAUCUGACAACAGCGUCUGAAGCAUUGGAUACCCGCAGACAGCAACCUGCUGAUGAAACAUUGCAGCAAAUAAAUGCGGAGCAGAAGUAUAGCGGUGAAGUAAAGGAAGGUGAAUUGAAAAAAGCUACAGAUACGAUUGAAAAGGAAGAAGAAUUUGAAACUAGACCGUUAGGAGAGCACGUUGCUAUGAAAGGUGAUCAGAAUAAUGUACCACCGACAACAUCGUUAACGGACAGCUAUCUGAAGAAUACCACUAAUUACCGGUCGCCGAACGCCCAUGAGAGAAAUGGUAGCGUUACGGCAAAUGGUGUCGACAUAUUUUCAAUGAGCGCUGAAGAGGCACGUCAUCAUCUUGUGCAUCGUAAGCGGGAUCCUCGAGUGGACACAAAUAUGUCUAUAGAAGAGAAGCAUCGACUUAUUUCUAAUAUGUGA